Molecule: messenger RNA, 1031 nt
Organism: Tigriopus californicus
Lineage: Eukaryota; Metazoa; Arthropoda; Copepoda; Harpacticoida; Harpacticidae
Exons: 2
Coding region: 8-1018 (336 amino acids)
Source: RefSeq, a predicted model, not a curated record
GCGACAGAUGGCGAAAAUGCUAAGCCAAGGGCUCAAGGUGUCAAUUGUCUUGACUUGUAUUUAUUUCAUUUUUCUCAUAUUUAACAAAGCAAAACUGAAACCAAAUUCGCCAUCGUCAAAACUUUCCAACCAAUCUGAUGUUAAUGUUAAUGAAGUUCAUCUGAAAGAUUGUCAGUGCUCAAGAAGAAUUAGUGCAAAUGACGAUCCCGUUGUAGGUUUCGGUGUGACGACUUGUGGAAUGGAUGCAUUUCAACGAGGAUCACGUCAAAAAGUGAUAUCAUACUCGUAUUUUGGGGACCCCCAAAUACCCACUCAACGUCAGUAUUUCCAAGGCAUAGCAUUAAAUGCCCGACGGAUCCACCAAUUGUAUCCCGGGUGGGUCAUGCGGGUCUAUCAUAAUCUUACAAAUAAGGCUCAACUCUGCAAUUUGACGUGCCAUAAUUCUAACCUCGAUUUCUGUGAUAUUCACUUCAAUCCCCAAUUUGGAUCUCUUCAGAGUAUUUUGCCCACAAUUUGGAGAUUUGUGCCAUUGGUUGAUGAUCAGGUGUCUAUCGCCAUGUUUCGUGAUUUAGACAGCGUGGUUUCAGCGCGUGAGGAAUCAGCUGUCCAAGCAUGGAUCCAUUCGAAGCACGUGUUCCAUUUUAUGCGGGACCAUCCAGGUCAUAAUAUGGAGAUCCUGGCGGGAAUGUGGGGCGCCAAGGUGGAAUCCAUGCGAAAUACUUUGGCUAAAGUCGUCUUUCAAAUACUUCAAGAUCGCGCAGCACGAGCCCAGAGUCUGUUCCACUCCAAUGAUCAAGUGAUUCUUGUCAAAUACUUGUGGGAAUGGGGCAAAGACUUGGCCCUUCAACACGAUAGCUACCAUUGUCAGGAUUUUUCCAAGACGUCAGCCUUCCCCACUCAACGAGAAAUGGCUCCCAACAACUUUGUUGGAGUGCCAUUUGUCGAUCAGUCCUCUCUCAAUGUAUCAUGUCCCCCAAAAUGUCGUCCCAGGGAUCACAGAAACUGGGAGUAUUGUUGAGGAUCCAUCAAUA